AUGCUGGAAGACGAGUCGACAGCCACCCUGCCGAUGGAUUUGGCCAUCACCGCCUGCUCCUGCUUCAUUGAGACGCCUAGCUGCUUGCAGCAGAUGGCAGACGCAGGGUACGCCCAGGCACUGAUGCGUGUGGCCGUGCGCGGCGACAUCGACCGCGACUCGCGCAACGGCGCAUGCGACGUCAUUCACGCGCUGUGUCAGUGCAGCCCCUCGGUGAGGCUUGACCUCCUCACGAUGCCUGAGGACGUGGCCGGCAUUCUCAUUGCCGCGGCAAAGGCCCCAGGGACACAGGUGUGCGCGGGCGGGCCGCUGCUGGUGCUCGGAGAGCUGUUGUUCGUUCCCACUGAGGACGACGGCGGCGGCGGCGCGGCGGCGACGGCGGCGGCCGCGGCUGCGGCUGCGGCUGCGGCUGCGGCUGCGGCUGCGGCGGCUACGGCAGAGCGCAUCGCGGGGGACGGCGCGCUGCUGGACUUCGUGCGCCGCCAGCUCGCCGGCGACGGCGACACGUUUGGUCCCGCCUUGCGGCUGGUUAGGGCCUUGCUGCGGGACCCCUCGCGCCGCCGCGCACGGGAGGCGGCGGUCGCCGUGCUCGGCGACGGGUCGCCCAUGCUGCUGGGCGGCGGCGGUGCGCGGCUGGGCGACCCUCACAUGGGCGACAGGACUGCAGUGCUGGGGCUGCUCAUCGCCGCGUGCGGCGAGGAGCAGCGAGCGGAGGUGGCGGCCGUGGUUGUCGAGCGCGGCGUCAUCACGCUGUUGCUCAGGGCGCUGACGAACACAGAUCACACCAUCAGGGCCAGCGCCGCCGGUUUGCUGCUCGUGCUGUGCAGCUGCCCCGUCACACGCGCGGCCGUCUGCGCGCACCCGGCGGCGCUCGCCGCGCUCGCCAACGUGCUGCGCGCCACCGGCGCGGCCGCGGGCGCCGCGGACGACGAAGAGGCGCAGGAGCUCGCCGCCCUCGCGUGCGAUGCGCUGCAGGCGGUCUGCUUCCUCAUGGCGCACAGCGCCGCCGCACACGACACGUUCGCCGCGAUGGCGCUGGCCCCGUCUGGGUCAGGCAUCCUCGAUUACGUGGCGCGGCAGCUGGCAGCGCCCGCCGUGGAUGAGCGCGCCGGCCCUGGCGACCGUCACCGCCUGGCAGGGCUGGCCUGCGCCAUCUCCGCCCUCAACGCGCAGGCGCCCGCAUGA
Molecule: messenger RNA, 1185 nt
Organism: Monoraphidium neglectum
Lineage: Eukaryota; Viridiplantae; Chlorophyta; Chlorophyceae; Sphaeropleales; Selenastraceae
Exons: 3
Coding region: 1-1185 (394 amino acids)
Source: RefSeq, a predicted model, not a curated record